GCCGUGACGUCACCGCCUUCCCGAUUCAUUGUCGACAUGGCGCAGGCGGAGGUGGGAGAGCAAAGCUUGUGAAAUUACAUUUUACAGCCAGGACGACGGAGAAAGUUCCAGUCUCACAGGAUCAUUUCGGUUUUUAUGGUUCAGACUCGAGUCCGGCUGUGGGGUUAACUGAACAGACUGAAAAUGAUGUCUGACGCCAGUGAUAUGUUGGCAGCUGCUUUGGAGCAAAUGGAUGGCAUCAUAGCAGGCUCCAAAUCACUUGAUUAUUCCAAUGGGAUCUUUGACUGCCAGUCUCCAACUUCACCGUUCAUGGGAAGCCUGCGAGCGCUGCACCUUAUCGAGGAUCUGAGGGGGGUUUUGGAGCUCAUGGACACCGAGGAGAGAGAGGGACUGCGCUGCCAGAUACCCGAUUCGACAGCACACAGUCUGGUGGAGUGGCUACAGGGACACCUAUCAAAUGGGCACAUUUCAGUGACUGGUGAUAUUUACCAAGACAGACUUAAUCGGCUUGAAAGUGACAAGGAAUCCCUUGUGCUUCAGGUGAGUGUCUUAACAGACCAAGUGGAAGUUCAAGGAGAAAAGAUAAGAGACCUAGACUUGUGCCUUGAGGAACACCGUGAAAAACUGAAUUCCACUGAAGAAAUGCUACAGCAGGAGCUUAUCUGCAGGUCAGCGCUUGAGACCCAGAAGCUGGAGCUGAUUGCUGAGAUUUCCAAUUUAAAACGAAAGCUGACUGACAUGGAGAAGGAGAGAAUAGAGUUUGAUGAAAGAUUCAGGGAUAGUGAGGGUUUGAUCCUAGAGAUUAAUGAGCUGAGGUAUCGCAUUUCUGAGAUGGAGAAUGAACGGUUGCAGUAUGAAAAGAAACUGAAGUCUACCAAGGAGGAGCUGGCUAUAUUAAGAAGGCAGCUGGAUGGUAAAGAUGGAGAACUAAAGAGGCUACAUGAUGAGACAGGGUCCAGAUCACCAACACCUGCAGGAUUAGAAACCACUGAGAGAGAGGAUACUUUUAAACAGAGGCUCAAAGAGAAACAUUUGGAAGUGCAAAGAAUGAAGAAAGCAGUCGAGUCACUUAUGGCAGCCAAUGAAGAAAAGGAUCGCAAGAUUGAGGAGCUUCGACAGUCACUUACACGUUAUAAGAAGGUGCAAGACAUGGUCAUGUCGGUGCAAGGGAGAAAAGAUAAAUUGAAAGAAGAAGAAAGCGAUGAGAGCCACAGUGACAGCUCUCUCUCCGUUUCAAUGGCAACGUCGGUUUCCGUGGAUGCCGAGAAGUCUGUCGUGUCAUGUGCCGAGGAAGUGAAGAGUCAAGAUGAGCCGACAAUGUUUGUCAGUGCGCUGCAGGUGCCUUCACUCACAUCCACAUCACAACCCAACCUAGAGACUGAUGUAGACCUGGAACCAGUGCAGUCACAGAGUGAUACAGUGCAUCAGGAGCCAAGUCAGUCACAGGAACCUGCCAUAAAUACCAGUCUGGAAAGUGUGGAGGUCCUCAAAUCUAGCAGCCUGACCAAACUGGAUGGCAGCACAAGUGAGAAGAGGCCUUUAGCUGUUGUAAAGAGUCCAGCAGAGAGUCGUGCUUUUGAGGAGUUCAACAAGAUUACAGCCUUACCACCAAAGUCCACUAGCAGCUCCCGUGCUGUUGAAGAUGACACUUUUGGUACAAAGAAGGCGAGAUCCUCCUUUGGACGAGGUUUCUUUAAGCUCAGAGGAGGCAAAAGAACAGCCAGUGCUCCAAAUCUUGCUGAGACGGAGCAUGAUGGUAUGGAUCACUUAGAUCUUGCAGGGAUGCCACAGAAGUCAAGCAAUAGUGAUAGCACACACACACUCUCCAGCUGCCUAGAGGGCAAGAAGAAGUCGAAGGGAAUCAAAGCAUUCAUAGGAAAGCUUACAAGAAGUCAGUCAACCACAUUCACCUUGGACGACAACCUAUCAGAGAACGAGUUCAAGCGAGGCGGCGUCCGAGCCACAGCCGGUCCUAGGCUGGGGUGGUCACGUGACCUGCACAACACUAACAGUGAGGUGGAUGCUCCAUUUGCGCGCUGGUCCCGGGAGCAGGUGUGUGACUGGAUGCAAGAGCAGGGACUGGGCCUGUACGUAAACCUGGCCAGACAGUGGAUUUCCUCAGGACAGACUCUCCUGCAGGCCUCUCCUCAGAACUUAGAAAAGGAGCUGGGCAUCAAGCAUCCUCUCCACAGGAAGAAACUGCAACUGGCCCUACAAGCACUGGGCUCUGAAGAGGAUGAUAACAAGGGCAAACUAGACUACCAAUGGGUGACCAGGUGGCUUGAUGAUAUUGGACUGCCUCAAUACAAAACCCAGUUUGAUGAGGCAAGAGUGGAUGGGCGAAUGCUUCACUACAUGACCGUGGAUGACCUCCUGUCUCUGAAAGUGGGCAGUGUGCUGCAUCACCUCAGCAUUAAGCGAGCAAUCCAAGUGCUGCGCCUCAACAAUUACGAGCCCAACUGUCUCCGACGCAGACCCUCAGACGAGAACAACAUCACUCCAGCUGAAAUCUCUCAAUGGACCAAUCACCGUGUGAUGGAGUGGCUGCGUUCUGUGGAUCUGGCAGAAUAUGCCCCUAACCUAAGGGGCAGUGGAGUUCAUGGAGGACUGAUGGUUCUCGAGCCUCGUUUUAAUGUGGAGACAAUGGCACUGCUUCUGAACAUUCCUCCCAACAAGACCUUGCUCCGAAGGCACCUGGCUACUCAUUUUAACCUGCUGGUGGGCUCCGAGGCCCAGCAGACAAAGCAGGAGUGUAUGGAGAAUCCUGACUACACUUUACUCACUGCAACCGCUAAAGUCAAGCCACGAAAACUGGCAUUCGGGAGCUUUGGGACUUUGAAGAAGAAGCGGCAGGAGGAUAAUGAGGAGUAUGUGUGUCCCAUGGAUGUGGAGAUGCCAAAAGGACACAGUUUCCAGAAGGGAUUGAGAGGCAUGGAGCUUCAUAUUUAUGAGGAUGACCUGGACCGACUAGAGCAGAUGGAGGAUUCCGAGGGAACUGUACGACAAAUUGGGGCAUUCUCAGAGGGCAUCAACAACUUGACGAGUAUGCUGAAAGAUGAUGAGUUCUUUAAGGAGAUUGUAACAUCAUCCCCCAACCCCAGCGUGACUGAUGAUGACUCCAAUGUUUGAGGAUGUUUUCUGGGCCCAACUGCCCAGAGUGGUGCUGCUGUGAUCAGAACUGACUAUGCCAACCUCUCUGCCCAUCUCUCUCUCUCUCUCUCUCUCUCUCUCACUCACAAACUGUCAGUGCUAGCUGUACCUUAUGAGUGUCUUCACCUUAUAUAAAUUCUGAUAAAAGAACCACAAUAGUGUUUGAGACAGUGCGGAGUAGGUGUCAUUCUUUAAGCUAAAAUGUGUCGAGGUUGUGAAUAUGGCUCCCUGCAGCAGAUGUGUGUUGAAUAGUCAGUCUCAUCUUUCCUUUACAUUGUAUGAUUACAACGUAGUUGUGCUUCAGUGACAUUUUUAAGGAGAGUUUUUAAGGGAGAAGAUAGCAGCCCUACUGUACUUUUCCUCCCAGCUGGGGACUGGACAUUUUAUGCACGUUGUUGGUUUGUUUGUUUUUUUCCUCCCUUUUUCUACUGGCCUUCCACUCCCAUCUGUUGUGUCCAUUAUGGCAAACAGAGCACAAUGACACUUUUCGCCUCUGAAUAAUAGAAUUUAUUUUAGGAAAUUAGAUUAAAAUACAGUGCAGGUUUUUUUUUGUUUGUUUGUUUGUUUUUUAAAGUCCUGUUAAACACUCCUCGUAAGAAUUGCCAAAUUCCUCAAGGACCACACGAUGUCUGCCUUAUUCACAUUUUUCUUAAAAACGUUUUACAGUAUUCCAUGGAUUUAUACAAGGUCCAUUUGACCCUGAAUGCUGCGUAAGCUCAUAUGCUCAUUGAUGUCCCUGUUUGCAUGCAAUUUUUAACACUAUGAAAACUCAGUACAUGUUUUGUGAAGGAAUGGUAGCCUAUCCAGGUUGUAUUCCUAACUUGUGCCCAGUGUUCCUGGGAAAUACACCAUUAUCCACCAUGACCCUUACCAGGAUAAAGACAUUACUCAAGAUGAAAUCUAAUAAAACCUCAGUACAAUGUAUUGGAUGCCCUAUUUGUACAGUUGCAUGUUAUUUAAGCUUUUCUCAUUUUUAAAUAUUGUGCAGCAGUUAACAUAUCAUAAUUGUUCUUAUUACUUUUUUUUUGACAGCCAUACUUGUGUGUUGUUUUUAUUAUUUUCAUUUGUAAAAGGUCAGUAAAUUAAAGUAUAGCACAGUCUCAUUUA
Molecule: messenger RNA, 4257 nt
Organism: Neoarius graeffei (lesser salmon catfish)
Lineage: Eukaryota; Metazoa; Chordata; Actinopteri; Siluriformes; Ariidae
Gene: ppfibp1b
Product: PPFIA binding protein 1b
Exons: 28
Coding region: 184-3129 (981 amino acids)
Biological process (GO): neuromuscular junction development
Cellular component (GO): presynaptic active zone
Molecular function (GO): protein binding
Source: RefSeq, a predicted model, not a curated record